UGUGUCUUGGGCCAUAAAGUAAGUUUCGGGAUCCGUCUAACUCCAGACCCUUCUAAAGCUUAAUUCAUCCUCUGAAUAUCUUGUGUGGUACAGCAGAACCUCUUGCCAAAAUGAGCCAGUCAGCUAAGGAAAAAGUAAUCGUCAAGGACUUCUUUGCGAAAGUCUCCAGCAGGUCGGACGAGAUCGGCGCCGAGGCUCUCGCCAGGUUGAUCGUGGUGUACCCCCAGACCAAGUCUUACUUCGCCCACUGGAAGGACCUGAGCCCCAACGGCGCUCCGGCUAAGAAGCAAGGCAGUACCAUCAUGGGUGGCUUGUACGAGGCCGUGAGCAAGAUCGAUGACCUGGCCGGUGGUCUUCUGACCCUGAGCGAGCUGCACGCCUUCGUGCUUAAAGUUGACCCUUACAUCGAAAUGUAGUAAUUCUAGUCCUUAUUAUGUUUACUUUUGAAUAAUCUUAUAAUUAGGUUGGUAAAAAUACCAUAUACAGUGCCUUGCGAAAGUAUUCGGCCCCCUUGAACUUUGCGACCUUUUGCCACAUUUCAAACAUAAAGAUAUAAAACUGUAUUUUUUUUGUGAAGAAUCAACA
Molecule: messenger RNA, 585 nt
Organism: Oncorhynchus mykiss (rainbow trout)
Lineage: Eukaryota; Metazoa; Chordata; Actinopteri; Salmoniformes; Salmonidae
Product: hemoglobin subunit alpha-1-like
Biological process (GO): hydrogen peroxide catabolic process; oxygen transport
Cellular component (GO): haptoglobin-hemoglobin complex; hemoglobin complex; blood microparticle
Molecular function (GO): oxygen binding; heme binding; peroxidase activity
Source: RefSeq, a predicted model, not a curated record